Solea solea (common sole) is the source of this 3717-nucleotide messenger RNA. RefSeq names its product scavenger receptor class F, member 1 (gene scarf1). The record is from RefSeq and is a predicted model, not a curated record. Lineage: Eukaryota; Metazoa; Chordata; Actinopteri; Pleuronectiformes; Soleidae. The transcript has 11 exons. Gene Ontology annotation, molecular function: scavenger receptor activity. The coding region runs from base 318 to 3065 and encodes 915 amino acids.
UGCGUUAGUGUUCAACCAUCUUUAAAAAGCUCUGUGUCUGGCUGAAUAGAAGGAAGUGGCUCUGACUUCCCCAGGAAAUGGGAAGAGGAAACUCAAAGGUUUAGACCUCUCGGGCUGAACCGGAGCCACAAGAAGACUCACAGGAGAGAAAGAGAGAGAGAAGAGGAACGAGGGAAGGGUGGAGGGUUAGACGGAGAGAGAGAGAGAGAGAGACACUGACUGAGAGGAAUAAAAAAAAAAAAGAAAGAAAAAAGGCAGGAGUCGACGGGACCUUGAGGUGUGAGUGAACCAGGAUUUGGUUUUGGACUAGUGUGGAGAUGGUUCUUCUCCUCAGAGCUCUGAGCGCUCUGCUCUGCUGCUCCCUGUCCUCCUCACUCAGUCUGGAUCCUGCUGGGAAGAACGUCUGCCUCAACACCAGAGACUCCUCUACCCUUGUCUGUUGCACUGGAUGGCGUCAAAAGGGAAACGAAUGCUCGAUACCUGUGUGUGAGGGCGAGCAGGCCUGCCAAAAGGAAGAGAUCUGUGUGUAUCCUGGUGUGUGUCGCUGUGCACCUGGUUACUUCGGAGCUCACUGUAAAACACGAUGUCCGCCUGAGUUCUGGGGUUCAGACUGUCGCCAGGCAUGUCGGUGCCACCCAUACGGCCGCUGUCACGCUGCCACCGGUGAAUGCACCUGCAAUUCUAACCGCUGGGGUCCACUGUGCCAGUUUACGUGCAAGUGCACCCGCCAUGGCCACUGUCACCCCAUCCAUGGCAACUGCACCUGCGACGAAGGCUGGUGGACCCCAACCUGCUCCAAACCGUGCCAGUGUGUCAGCGGUGGCUCUGUGGGCCCGGGCUGCGACCAGCUGACGGGCCGGUGUCAGUGCCAGCGAGGACACUGGGGGCUGAAAUGUCCCGUCACCUGCAGCUGUUACCUGUCAGACUGUAAUCAACGCACAGGCGUGUGCGACUGUGAGUCAGGCUGGUGGGGACCCAGCUGUGACCGGCGAUGCAACUGUGACCUCACGCACAGCAGCUGUGACCCAGUUAACGGUCAGUGUCAGUGUCAGCCAGGUUUCCAGGGUGUCUACUGUAACCUGCCCUGCGAGUCUGGGAAGUAUGGCAGCGGGUGUCAAAUGAGCUGCGGGUACUGUAAAGACAGCCAGAUCUGCUCUGCCACUGACGGAGCCUGUGAGGCCUGUGAGCCUGGCUGGAAUGGGACGCUGUGUGACCGCCCCUGCCCGAAUGGUUUUUAUGGUGAUGGCUGCCAAGCAAAGUGUCCACGCUGCAGGAAAAAUGAACCAUGUGACCCCAAAACUGGGAAAUGCUGGAGGUGUGACCCUGGAUGGACUGGACCCAGGUGUGAGGACGCCUGCUCUGACAGAAGAUUUGGAGACGCCUGCCGCUUCCUGUGUAAUCCUUGUAUCCGUGGUAACUGCCAUCAUGUGACAGGAAGAUGUGUCUGCGAGCCAGGCUUCCAGGGAGAGAGCUGUAACAGCAGCUGCUCUGCCCUUCAGUUCGGCCUCAACUGCUCAUCUGUCUGUGACUGUGGUGAGGGAGUCAGCUGCCAUCCAGUCACUGGAGUCUGCCCCAACAGUGGCAGGAGUGCUGUACUGGCAGGUGUUCUGGUCCCUCUGCUCCUUCUGCUGUUGGCUGUGCUUUGCUGCUGUUUGUGUUGUGGAGGAGGUCCUGCUGAUGGCAAAGACAGUGCGACUGUGGCUGAGGGAGGAUUGUCUGUUCGGAUGAAAUAUCAUGUCUACAGCGUCCUGGCAAACAUCAGCGCUGCUCUCCCGUGUAUCUCUAACUGGUCCUCUGGUCUGCCUCGUGUAACUGUUUCUCACCACGACCCAGAGCUGACCUUCAACCACAGCUUCAUCGAGCCUCCGUCUUCAGGCUGGGUGACCGAGGGGUCGUCCUUCGACAGUGAUGUGGAAGAGGGAGAGGCUCUCUACUGUGUCCCUCCAAGAGAAGACAUCCCAGCGGUGGCAGGCGGUGAGUUCCAGGAGAUGAGCUCAAAGUGUAACAUGUUCUUAGACCCAUCUGGCUUCAGUAGCGAGGACAUCACCUCACCUUUCAACAUCCCACGCACAUCCAGCAUUGCCAAGUCAAAGAGGCCAUCUGUCUCUUUUGCAGAGGGCACACGCUUCAGCCCUAAAGAAAGACGUGGAUCUGCUCAGGACGCUCUCCCCCGCAACAAACCUAAAUCCUCCUGGGGUGUUUUGAUGCUGUCUGCCCUCCAAAGUCAGGGAAGUGCGGCGAGACCAGGAGAAGAAGACACAGCAGAGGCUGGUGAGAGGGAAGAUGAGGUGGAUGCAACAGACAGCCAGGAGUCAAGCUAUGAAGCAGGGGACCAGGAAGAAGAUAGAACCCCAUCCCGAGCGACCUCCCAGGUCCCCGGCUCAGCAGGAAGAAGACAGACUACGCCCAACACAGCUGCCCAAAAAGGGAACCAGCUGCCAACAUCUGGCUCCGGUGCUCAGGUCGCUGCUCCAAAUAAAGUCACCACAGUGUACGUGACAGUGGGUAAAGCGGGCAGACCGGUCUCUGACACGAGCUCUGACGGCCCCGUUCAGGCCAUGCUGCGCAGACUCGGCAGCAUUCAGAGACAAAGAGAGCAGGAGACCAGCAAGGUCAAAACCAAGGGAGGAGAGGCCAUUUACAAACCGCCGAGGAGGAAGCUCGGAGCUCGGGUGAGUGCGUGGGAGCAGGGAGGGCCAUCAGGAGGGGAGGUUCCUGCUGCUGUAUGUAAGCCCAUAAGGCGGAAGCAUGCUGCCCACAACUCCUGUGACACAACAAACACCAAUGACACUCCACAACCGGACAGCAGCACACCGAAAAGGCCGCUGUCGUCCAUUUUGAAAAGCGUGCCAGAGGUGGCUUCGGCCGCCUCCUCGGGGUCAGUUCUGAUGGCCGAGGGCGACACGGGGCAGGACUCCAGCACAGGACAGACUGAGAGCAGCUACCUUACUGUGGGACCCACAGGAGACGCUGUGAGUCUUACUGAGGUCAUCACCAACGAAGGAGCAGUGGUCAGUGGAAGUGAUGAGCCCUGCUAUGAAAAUGUCAUGAUUAACCACUCAUAACCUCCACUUAACCACGUCAUCAGCAGGUCUGAUCUUAACACAGACAACAGACUGUGUAUAAAAAUGGACAAAACAAUCCUCGCGUCAUUCAUGUCUGUUAGUAAAGGUGGAAAUUCACAGACGUCUCCUUCAACCAGGCACCUGUUGGACUGUACUCGCUGUCAAUCGCGCUGGUGUCCACUCAUAUGCUGUGCUUUAUUGUCCAUUCUCCUCUAAAUGGGAACAUACUUAACAAAAUGGACAACAUUUGAAGCUUUAAAAAAGACCUGAAACUAGUGAUUGAGACCAUUAACUCAUCAGGAAAAUGUUUACUGAUGUUACAAAUCCCAACCACCAACUGUUACUUCCUGUUUCCCUUUUUAAACUGGAAGUCUCCAUCCUUUUUCUUAUAUACAGUCUGUGAUACAGAUACAGUACAUAUUUAUUUUUAUGACGUUGUCACAGACGCAAACCCCGCUACUAUAAACAACAGGUUCUGCUUGAUUCCUAAGACACACCCCUUGUUGCUUCCAUUAUCUUUAUUUUUUAUAUGAACAAGAGAGUACUGGGACAAGUGACUGAAAAUGGAUUUUAUUUGCUGCAGUAAUGCAAGUGUUUAUACAUUAUAUGAGAACAAGUACUGUAAUAUUUGUGUUUCUGUUUGCUUAUUGAG